CCAUUACAACAUACGAAAUACCACCCGGCCACAGCAACUAUGGCCCCCCCUCAAAGCCGCCAUCCUAUAGCUCAGUAACGCAUCAAUACUUGCCACCAGCGACGGGCGGUUACAGCGGCGGUGGCGCACCGUUUAGCAGCGGACAUGCGGCAUUCGAAGCGCCCGCUAGCAAUUAUCUGCCCACUGGCUAUGCCAAUGAAGGAAACGAUGACUUCAACAUUUAUGGCCGCCAUCAGAAACUUAGCGAAGCGGAUACACGCAAAGCUGCUGCGCAACUACAAGAAAUCCUUAGCCUGCUGCCUAAUGGCAAAACAGAAUUCACCGCAUCGAAAACAGUCGUGCUGGACACACACAGCCACUCGCCACACACCGGCCCAGGUGCUGAAUUGACGAAUGAGAGCGCUGACUUGCAUACAUAUGGCUUGCAGAAUGAUUUGGGACCACUGGAGUCCCUUUCACACACCGAGUCCAUAACAGCAGCAUAUGGCCAGCGUCCAGGUAAUGCGCCAGAAAAUCCUGCGGACAUUUACCGCCAAAUGGCUAAGAAGCAAACGGCGGAGGAGAUUUACAUACAAAAGCACCCAAAUGAGGGUUAUGACUAUCGGCCGACGAAUCCACCAGCAGCUAGCAAUGGCAAUCAGGGUGGCGGUUAUCACUACAACAAUUAUCAUGCAACAAGCAGCGCGUUGAAAGAUCUGACACCCAUUAUUGCAGCUUUAGAGGUGGCCAAACGGCGAGGUACCACACAAGCUAACGUGAGUAAACAUUUUGCCGUUGAGAAGAGCGUCUACAAAGUAGAUCCGCGAACGGCAGCUAAGUCAAGCAAUCAACAAUUCAAAUAUCUGCCACCUUCUGUGCAAAAAACAAAGCAUAUAUACUUCGAUCCAGCGCAAAAUAAGGCUGAUAAUGAGUAUAGACCAACAUAUGUGCCACCACCACCACCAUCACCACCACAACCACCACAACGACCACAGGCAAUAGCGUCCGGCUCCGCACCAUCAGCUGCGGUAGCAGCGCCGUCACAUACGUACGCCGCACAACAACACUCUGUCGCAUAUGCAGCUCAACAGGCACCUUCUCUUACCGUACAACAUGCGCCGGCUGCGUCAUCUUCCUCCGCCUCGUCCUCCUCCUCCUCGUCUGCCUACAAGGUGCGACGUCAAGUGCCGUCGGGCUCUUCGAUUACAGCGCUCAAGGUACAGUCCAAACUGGGGCCGUACUUCAAACACCACGACUACGAGAUAAAUGAUCCGCUCAUGUUCAAUCGAAUGUUGUUGUUUUGAGUGAAACGGCGUAGCGAUCGGCCCACCCACACUGGGUUAAAGGAGCACAACGAAAGCAUUACAAAUUGCAUUUUUCUUAUAUAUAUUUAUUUAUUUAUUUAUUUAUUAUUUAUUUAUUUAAUUACACUACAAUUUCAUGUAAAGUAGUUUAAGUGAAUGAAUGGCUUUGCAUUUAUCGGAAAAGUAGUCGAUAAUAAUCGAAACAAAUAUUUUUAUUGUCAAUAAAACCGUCAGUCAUUAGUAGUAAGUCUGAGAAGAAAAAAAUAACAAAAAUAUAUCUACAUAUGUAUGUAUUAACAACAGCAUAAUUCGAUAGAGUGUAUUCAUCUAGUUUCUUAAUUUGAAAGUAUGUAAUUACAAAGAGAUUUUGAUAAAAAAAAAUAUUUAUAUUAAUAUUGGCAUUUAUUUGCGUAUGUCACCCAUCCAUUUUACAUCUGUGGCUCCUAUCGUCAACUCUGCACUUUCACACUAAAUUCUCCUUCUAUCUCACUCCCGCACUUAGUUUAGUUUUUGCUCCGUUAUCCUCAGCCAAACCUCACUUCUUUAAGUGCUUCAUUUACCUAAUUCUUACAACCCGUUUACUUACAUAAAUAGUUCUUUUUAAAACGUCAUCUUCUUUACAGAGUUCUACUAUCAGUAGUAAAGUGCAUUCUCUGUUUCAAGUUCCAAUGAAUUACACGAAAAUCUUAUAAACAAUAUACAACUGGAAUCCAGGAUACAUAACGUGGGUGUCAUGUCUUCGCUUGCCUGCAACUUUCUGUUAAUCUGGACCGCAACAGCCUGAUGUCGAAUCGCCUCUGCCCUGCUCGCCUCUGUGUAUGUGAAGCCGACUGUCGGGUCCCUUCUUUUAUGAAAAACCUUUAAAUUCGAUUAUUUACGUAUUUUUGCAUCUUUGUUGGUUUAAGUAUUUAUUAUUUUAAUAUUGUGCUGUUCUGUUUAAAAAAUAGUUACAUUUAUUGCUCCUUCAUUGUUCGUAA
Rhagoletis pomonella (apple maggot) is the source of this 2260-nucleotide messenger RNA. RefSeq lists its product as uncharacterized. The record is from RefSeq and is a predicted model, not a curated record. NCBI's taxonomy places the organism in Eukaryota, Metazoa, Arthropoda, Insecta, Diptera, Tephritidae. The annotation marks the transcript as partial. The transcript has 2 exons.